Molecule: messenger RNA, 1920 nt
Organism: Zeugodacus cucurbitae (melon fly)
Lineage: Eukaryota; Metazoa; Arthropoda; Insecta; Diptera; Tephritidae
Gene: aln
Exons: 6
Coding region: 450-1490 (346 amino acids)
Source: RefSeq, a predicted model, not a curated record
UUUCCUUACUUGUUGGAUAUUAUUUUCAUCAUUAAAAAUUUUUACUUUUUUCUUAAAAUUUUGAAAAUUUCAAAUCCACCUAACCCCUUAAGAAACUAUAAUGAGCUAUUGACGAAUUGCAGACAGCUGUGCCGGUUUGAAAAUAAUGAAAGAGAUAACCAUAAACUGGCAUGGAACGAGUGCGCAAGUCCUGUUUGUGUCAAAACAAUCAACAUCCACCACUAUCAGCACCAGCGCAUAAGCAACGAAGCUAGUUAGACAAUAAUUCGCGGUUAGUGGUGUUUUUCAACGCUUCCAACAAAGUACAAGAAAAUAAAAAACGCAAAGUCAAAGCGGCGGUGAUAAGCAAUUUGAUUGUGCACAUUGAAAUACACAUGAAAACAUAAUAAUACACGAGCAUACAUAAUACUAUUUUAAUAACACUGUACAACCAAGAAGCGCUUCCCACGAUGCUCUACAUGAGCUGCCUCCGGAUACUGCGUGGACCACGCAAAUUUUACCGUUUCCUUUGUGUUAUUCUUGUUUCGAUACCCAUUUCGUUUGUUCUUUUCGCACUGUUUUGCUCGACCAUCUUAAAAAACGUUAUAAUAUCCCACUUAUGUCAAUCUUACAAUUUAAACGAAACCAGUGGCGCUUUUUGUGAAGAAUUCUGCAGCGAAGCGACACCCUUUACAAAUUUUAACUGUAUCGGCGGGACUCUACAAUUUUUUUCCGCCGAAAGAAAUGGCAAUGUUUACGAAUUUCAUUUUGCGACGGAAAAUUAUGACGGUCUGGCAUGGCAAGAUACCGAUGGAAAUAAUGUUUACCCGAAAUCUUCAGACUUACAGCACAUGAUCAAAAUGCAUCUAUUGCUCAAUUAUAAUGUGACGCUGGAAGAUAAUGUGCUAAAACGCCUAAUCAACCAUGAAAUCGAUGAAAAUCAACCAAGCCAAAUACAACAGUUCUGGUGGCUUUUCAACAACAAUGACUAUUUGAUGACCAAGCUCUUCGAAGAUGAAGCGUUAUUUCCAACUAUACUGGGCAAUUGCGGUUCCAUGUAUGCAACGGAGCAAUUAGAGAUACCAUCGAAAUCCAAUCGUCCACAUAAACACUUCAACUUCAAAACAUUGUACGAAUAUAUUUUGCGCUUGGAUAUGAUGAAACCAGAUCCAGUGAAAAUCUGCCGUAUCAAAUUGGAGAAUUUUGGUUUAACGGCAGAUGCCAGACUCAAGGCGGUGAACGCAGACUACAUGAAGCUGGAGAGUCAACUGCACAAGCGGCUGGUGAACGGUGCCGCUUGCUGGUACGACAGCGAUUGUGACUGGCAUGACUGUCGCGGUAGCUGCCAGCAACGCAUAUGCCGUGAGGCGCCUAGACAUGAUAAUAUCCAACUCUUAUGUGAUUAUGUGCAGAUAUUUAGAGAACGAUUUGAGGACUUGCUCGUACAGCCGGGGAUGCAGCAAUUCUAUGAGGAGAAGUGCAAACGAAAGUAUACACCAUACCAUUUGUAGAUGCUGGCAAGCAAAGAGCCUGAGAUACAAACAUACUUUCUUCAUUUUUACAUUUAUAUAUACAAUAAAUACAUCCAGACAGGUCAUACUUACAUGCUGCGAUACAUGAGAUCAUAAGUACAUAAUGACUUCCUGUUAUACAUAAGCAUACAUACAAACAAAUUGACAUGUUGACAUAUGUACAUACUUAAAUACUUAUAUAUGACAGCGUUGCUCUUCAUGAUAAGUAUUUAACUUUUUAUAAAAAAACAACAAAUACUCAUUGCCAAAACUAACUGUAAACAAAUACUCUUGUAUACAUACAUACGUACAAAUCAUAUAUGCCAUUAGAUUUUUUUGAAAAGCUCCAAAAUCGCCAAUAUCACUUUAUUUACAAAAAUGAAAAAGAAAAAAUCUUUACAUGGAAAAUAAAUAAUGUUCGUACAAGCAA